AUGAGACGCAGCAUUGUCCUGCCAGACAGGCAACGAAUCAGGGCAAGGUCUGUUAAUCCAGACAUGUCGCUUGUGAGCCUCAAUCCGGGGUCAAAUCAAAUAACACCUGGUGACAAAUUGGCGAUGCUUGUGAAGCGGCAGGCAGAAGACAAGAAACCCGUAGCUGCCAAGAAGCCUAAAUCUAAAAAUGAUAAAAAGAAAAAGCCAACGGCAGGUAAAAAAGCUGCCAAAAUGUCAAAAGCUAAAAAGAAAUCAAAGGAUGCAAAGAAGAAGUCCAAGGGAAAAAAAUCGAAAGGAAAGAAAAAGAUAGAUAAGAAGCCUAAAGGAAAGAAAAAAGCCAAAAAGUCUAAAGGAAAGGCAGCUAAAGUUAAAGUGACAAAGAACAAGAAAGUCAAAG
Molecule: messenger RNA, 397 nt
Organism: Candidula unifasciata
Lineage: Eukaryota; Metazoa; Mollusca; Gastropoda; Stylommatophora; Geomitridae
Source: the annotation of a GenBank genome assembly